This is a messenger RNA of Candidozyma auris, 204 nucleotides long. RefSeq lists its product as uncharacterized. The record is from RefSeq and is a predicted model, not a curated record. Bases 1 to 204 code for a protein of 67 amino acids. NCBI's taxonomy places the organism in Eukaryota, Fungi, Ascomycota, Pichiomycetes, Serinales, Metschnikowiaceae. The transcript has a single exon.
AUGAUUAGAGCAUUUUCGACCUCUGCCGCUGCCGCUUUCAAGAAGGAGUCUGUAACUCAGUUCAGCAACGUUGCCAGGGCUGCUGCCCCACCAAAGAAGUGGCAGCCUACAAAUGGUAACUCUUUCAGAUCGUUCGCUGAGUACAGAUUGAAGGUGGUCAACCAGUCGCCAUUGAAGCUCAGAUCCAAGGCUAAGAAGGUCUGA